AUCUGGGCUACACACGUUUUGAACAACAUCAGGAGCAUCACCAAACUGCAUGGCUGCUCACUUAUCUCCCUCUUCUUCCUCUUCAUCAUCCACACUGUCAUUCUCAUCAGACCGCUACACUGGGAAGUGUUACUGUAAACAGUUCAGUCGUGUAUGUUACGGAGCCCAUUCUUCCAUAUGGGUUCCCAAAAUUUUUUCAAGAAUCCAUUCAAGAAAUCCUUCUGAUCUUAAUUCCUCCAAUGGGUACCCUCUAAAUGCAGUUUCCUUGCAAGAUGGUUCAAUGUCAAAGCCCUUAGCAGAAGAAGUACCUGCCUCAAGGCCUGGGGAAGCAGAGACCACUCUCAGCAUAACUGUUGUUGGUGCUUCAGGGGACCUUGCCAGGAAGAAGAUUUUCCCCGCACUGUUUGCCCUUUUUUAUGAAGACUUUCUGCCUGAGAACUUCAUAGUCUUUGGUUAUGCUCGGACCAAAAUGACUGACGAGGAGCUGAGAAACAUGAUUAGCACAACCUUAACAUGUAGAGUUGAUAAAAGAGAAAAUUGCGCAGACAAAAUGGAACAAUUUCUUAUGAAAUGUUACUAUCAUUCUGGUCAAUACAGUUCUGAGGAUGACUUUGCAAAACUGGACUGCAAGCUCAAAGAAAAAGAGGGUGGUAGUCUGUCAAAUAGGUUAUUUUAUUUAUCAAUACCGCCAAACAUAUUUGUGGAUGCGGUGAAAUGUGCUAGCAAUAAAGCUUCUUCAGUAAGUGGCUGGACAAGGGUCAUAGUGGAAAAGCCUUUUGGACGUGAUUCAGAAUCCUCUAGAGAACUGACCAGAUGUCUAAUGCAGUAUCUAUCUGAGGAUCAAAUAUUUCGAAUUGACCAUUACCUGGGAAAGGAACUUGUUGAGAAUCUGUCAGUGCUUCGGUUCUCAAAUCUGGUUUUUGAGCCUCUUUGGUCAAGAAAUUACAUACGCAAUGUGCAAUUUAUCUUUUCUGAAGAUUUUGGUACUGAGGGACGAGGAGGAUACUUUGACAACUAUGGGAUUAUACGAGAUAUCAUGCAAAAUCAUCUGUUGCAAAUAUUAGCAUUGUUCGCAAUGGAGACACCGGUUAGCUUGGAUGCUGAGGACAUUAGAAAUGAAAAGGUCAAGGUUUUGAGAUCAAUGAGGCCACUGCAGCUUGAAGAUGUGAUUGUUGGCCAAUAUAAGGGACACAGCAAGGGUGGUAAAUCCUAUCCGGGAUAUAUAGAUGAUCCAACUGUGCCAAAAGACAGUGUUACUCCUACUUUUGCUGCUGCAGCUCUAUUUAUUAAUAAUUCUCGCUGGGAUGGAGUUCCAUUCCUGAUGAAGGCAGGCAAAGCUCUCCAUAUUAGAAAAACUGAGAUUAGAGUCCAGUUUAGACAUGUCCCCGGUAAUUUGUAUAAAUGGAAUUUUGGAACUGACUUGGAUAAGGCUACCAAUGAGCUAGUGCUUCGAUUACAACCAGAUGAAGCCAUAUAUUUAAAGAUCAACAACAAGGUUCCAGGUCUUGGCAUGAGACUGGACCGCAGUGACCUUAAUCUUCUUUAUAGUGCCAGGUAUAGAAGAGAGAUACCAGAUGCCUAUGAAAGACUCCUCCUAGAUGCAAUAGGAGGAGAAAGAAGGUUGUUUAUUAGAAGUGAUGAGCUUGAUGCUGCGUGGGCACUAUUCUCACCAUUGCUGAAAGAACUUGAAGAGAAGAAAAUUGCUCCUGAGCUGUAUCCAUAUGGCAGCAGGGGACCAGUUGGAGCAUAUUAUCUUGCUGCAAAGCACGAUGUCAGGUGGGGUGAUCUUGCUGGUGAGGAUUAGUUGCCAGCUGAAAACUUUCCUAUUAGAAUUCAUACUUGAACUAUAUGUGCAGUCUCCUUGUUUCAGUCUCUAGUCAGAGUUUGUGUUAAGUAUGGAUGUGAAGUUUUGCUUGACACUAGAUAAUCGUUCUUAGGGUCAUUCAAGAUUGUUAAAUACGUAAAACUAUGUCAUUUGAAGUUAAUAAUAAUCAAAGUAAUUGUUCUUUCAUCA
Coffea eugenioides is the source of this 2014-nucleotide messenger RNA. RefSeq names its product glucose-6-phosphate 1-dehydrogenase, chloroplastic-like. The record is from RefSeq and is a predicted model, not a curated record. Lineage: Eukaryota; Viridiplantae; Streptophyta; Magnoliopsida; Gentianales; Rubiaceae. The coding region runs from base 50 to 1804 and encodes 584 amino acids. The transcript is spliced from 10 exons. Gene Ontology annotation, molecular function: glucose-6-phosphate dehydrogenase activity; NADP binding. Gene Ontology annotation, biological process: pentose-phosphate shunt, oxidative branch; glucose metabolic process. Gene Ontology annotation, cellular component: chloroplast stroma.